UCGCAACGGAGCGGUUUGGUUCAGAGUUGGAUCUCGCUCGCCUCGCCACGUGGCAGCCACCCAAAGCCCCACCCCUCCUCCUCCUCCGUCCCGCCAUGGCGCCGCCGCCCGCCGCAGCUUCCGCCGGGGCCGGGGCGCACAACGUGUUCGUGUACGGGAGCCUCAUGGCGGACGAGGUCGUGCGCGCCAUCAUCAAGCGCGUCCCGGCCUCCUCCCCCGCGCUCCUCCCCAACUACCACAGGUUCAACAUCAAGGAACGGAUUUAUCCUGCAAUCCUACCUGCUCAAAGCAAGAAAGUUGCUGGCAAGGUCAUCAUGGGUGUUACUGAUGCAGAGCUCCAUAUUCUGGAUGAAUUUGAAGAUGUGGAAUACGUCAGGAGGAAAGUUGAGAUAUCAUUAACUGAUACUUCAGAGACAAUGCUUGCUGACACCUAUGUAUGGGCUGAUGCAGAGGAUCCAAAUCUUUAUGGUGAAUGGGAUUUUGAGGAGUGGAAGAAGCUGCACAUGAAAGAUUUCCUUGCGAUGACGCUCGGAUUCAUGCAUGGUCUCGAACAGCCUGAAUCGAAGUCCAGGGUUGAAACCUACCAAUCAUUUAUGCAGGACAUCGAACAGCCUGGGACGAGGACGACCGAGGUUGAGAUAUGAAGGGAUUGCCAUGAGUUCUUCGCCAACAUCUGAAUACUACUGAUAUAGUGAUGUGGCAGUGCGCUGUAUUAGCAUGUUACAAUUAAAUAAACGCAUCUCCUUGUGAAUGAGAUCCUUAUAGCAUCGUCCAUUAAUAACGCAGAUUCAGUGUGAAUAAAAUUUCUAGUAUGACUUGGGCUGUCCAAUGUGUGCUGGUGAUGCAUGAUUUUUACCACAGAAUU
This is a messenger RNA of Oryza brachyantha (malo sina), 865 nucleotides long. RefSeq names its product AIG2-like protein D. Lineage: Eukaryota; Viridiplantae; Streptophyta; Magnoliopsida; Poales; Poaceae. The record is from RefSeq and is a predicted model, not a curated record. The coding region runs from base 96 to 644 and encodes 182 amino acids. The transcript is spliced from 5 exons.